AGGAUUUUCAAAUCACCAUCUCUAUUGAUGGUUCCCCGACGAGUUUUCUUUAUUCUUAUUUGUUUCUUUUAGAAAGGAAUGGAGACACACGAAUGCGAACGUUUGACCAUCGAUCCAGUUUCUUGUUUUCAUUCUGUUCUUAGACGUAAGAGAAAUAAGACGAAUGAAUUGUCGUCCCGAGGAGAUUGUAACGCGCGUGCGCUAGAUCGCAAAUGAUCGAGAAAAAAAUAAAAAAGAAAUAAAAAUAAAAAUAAAAGUAGCUCAUUAAUAGUUGAUGUAAUCAUAAUAGUAGUAGUAGUAUUAGUGAUUAAAAUAUGCAUAACGAUACCAAUAAGAAUCGAACGUAAAAGUGAACAAACUGUUGAAUUUACAUGAGUUGACGUCAAUUUUUUGUGUAUUAUAGUUAAUGUGUGACGCGUGUUUCUAUGUGUACUGUUAUGUCAAAGUAUAUUACGAUUUGUCGAUAUACUUUUUUCAAUUUACUUAUCAAGAUAAAUAUAGAUCGAAACUCAAAUAUCCAAAGUCCGUAUUUUUCAUCAUCAGCAAUGAAUUCUGCGAGAGAUUUUCUUUUUAUGGAAUGCGUACGGUCCUUACGUUAUAUCUUGCAAAUACUUUGAAUUACGAUGCUAGCACUUCGACCGUCAUCUACCAUGUCUUCUCUAUGUUUGUUUAUUUUUUUCCAUUAUUCGGAGGCAUACUAGCUGAUUCCAUAUUAGGAAAAUUCCGUACAAUAUUCUAUAUUAGUAUAAUCUAUGCUGUGGGACAAUUUUUAUUAGCCUUAAGCGCUGUACCGUCGAUAGGAAUACCACCAAGGGAAAUUGCGUUACUAGGUUUGUUUCUAAUUGCUGUUGGUUCCGGUGGUAUAAAACCUUGUGUAGCAGCAUUUGGUGGAGAUCAAUUUGUAUUACCGCAACAGGAACAACAACUUUCUAAUUUCUUUUCCGUAUUUUAUUUCUCAAUAAAUUCGGGCUCAUUGAUAUCUAGUUUUCUUACACCAAUAUUACGAAGCAGCGUGACAUGCUUUGGCGAGAAAACAUGUUACUCUUUGUCUUUUCUAAUACCAGCUAUAUUGAUGUCUAUAUCGAUCGUGAUAUUCGCAGUUGGUAAACCGUUGUACAAAAUAGUUGAUCUCAAAGGCAAUGUCGUUGUCGACGUUUCUAAAUGCAUCUGCUACGCUAUUAAGAGGAAGAUAAAAUCAAAGGAAAAGAUGGAUCAUUGGCUUGAUUAUGCAGCAGACAAAUAUGGUCAACAAUUAGUCGACGAUAUCAAAGAUUCUUUAAGAGUAUUAAAGAUGUUUCUACCUUUGCCAAUCUUUUGGGCACUUUUCGAUCAACAAGGAUCGAGAUGGACAAUCCAAGCAUCGAGAAUGGAUGGUGAAAUCGGUAAUUUUUUGAUACAACCAGAUCAGAUGCAAGUAUUUAAUCCACUUCUGGUUGUGAUUUUCAUUCCCAUCUUCGAGAUUUGCAUUUAUCCAGUAUUUGCCAAAAUUCGUCUACUUAAUACGCCAUUAAAGAAACUUACAAUUGGUGGUUUAUUGGCUGCAUUAUCUUUCGUUAUAUCUGCUAUUGUUGAAUUACAACUUGAGAAAACAUAUCCAAUAUUGCCUACAGAAGGAGUGGCCCAAAUAAGAAUUUUCAAUACCAUGAAUUGUAAAAUACCGAUAAAAAUCAACGAUAAAAAUUACGAUAUUGAUGGUCUAGAUUAUUGGAAAGACAUAAACAUCGAUACUACUAAUGGCGAUGCUAAUUUAGAAUGCACCUUUUAUAUGGCGGAGUGCAUUGCGGGAAAGUUCAUCAAUAAUCAGAAUAAUGAUAUAAUCUCGCGUAAUCUCACGAUACCCAAUGCUAAAGCAAUAUCGUUUGCUAUAACACCAAAUGGAGUCCAAAAUGGCUUCAAUGGCGGAAUUGAAAAACCAAAAAAAGGUCUUCCUAUAGUUCAUAGUCUUAUUUAUUUAUCUCCAGAAUCAAUAAAAAGUUACGAAUCUAGCUUGAACUUUUAUAAAGAUUCGAAGCUCGUUGAAGUUAUUAAAUUAAAUAAAACAAUUUUCAAGGAUACGUCAUUAGAUGAAGUUACGCCAGAUAAAUAUGAUAUAUAUUUUAAUAAAAAGAAAUUAUUAUCAAAUAAGGAUUUUAAAUUAGGCGGAGUAUACACUAUUAUUGGCUACGACUUACCAGAAAUACAAAAAACGGAAAUAUCGAUUAUUACUGUAACACCUCCUAAUUCCAUGCAUUUGAUGUGGCUAUUACCACAAUACAUUGUCAUAACUAUGGCAGAAGUAUUAUUUUCAGUAACUGGAUUAGAAUUUGCAUUUACACAAUCACCUCCUAGCAUGAAAUCCUUAAUGCAAUCUUCUUGGUUACUUACAGUAGCUUUCGGCAAUCUUAUUGUUGUUAUUAUCGCAAAGGUAUCAUUCUUCAAUAGGCAGGUUUACGAAUUCUUCCUAUUCGCAGGUUUGAUGUUUGCGUUCAUGAUAUUAUUUAGCAUAAUGACACUGUUUUAUAAAUAUACGGAUGUACCUGAAACAGAUGGGGAAGAUAUCGUAUUGGAAGAAAAAAAUGGAACGAUUAAUCAAUCGUACAAAGAUGACGAACAAUGAAACAUACACAAUAAAUCUUUAAAAUAAUGAAACUUAUAC
This is a messenger RNA of Polistes dominula (European paper wasp), 2635 nucleotides long. RefSeq names its product peptide transporter family 1. Gene Ontology annotation, biological process: transmembrane transport; oligopeptide transport. The record is from RefSeq and is a predicted model, not a curated record. Gene Ontology annotation, cellular component: membrane. Lineage: Eukaryota; Metazoa; Arthropoda; Insecta; Hymenoptera; Vespidae. Gene Ontology annotation, molecular function: transmembrane transporter activity.